Aspergillus niger is the source of this 540-nucleotide messenger RNA. RefSeq lists its product as uncharacterized. The coding region runs from base 1 to 540 and encodes 179 amino acids. The record is from RefSeq and is a predicted model, not a curated record. The transcript is spliced from 2 exons. Lineage: Eukaryota; Fungi; Ascomycota; Eurotiomycetes; Eurotiales; Aspergillaceae.
AUGAUUGGUCCACUUGCACUUCGAGGACAUGAGCCCUGGGGCCAAGAAUCUUUUCAUAUACGGCAUGUACUGACCGCACGCUAUGUAGCCGACUACGACAAUGACAAUCCGACCGACACCAGAAAGAGGAAUAUACCCUUGUCGUCCGAAGUACUCGAUAUAGAUAUCAUGACAGAAGGGAUUCUACUAGCCGAGGCACAUACUCGAGCCCGUAUCGGUGCCAUCUUAUUCAAAACACUGGCAAUAGCGGAAAAGAAAGACGGUAUGACUCAGGAAAAGGUGUCUUCUUCCUCCACCCAAUCCGCUCAAUCGGUCCUCCUUCAAUACGCGACGCAUAUGAUGAUGCCUUCGGGAUUAUUCAAUAAAAAGAGAGACUUAGUGUCAGGUAGAACCGACUACUCGCUCUGGUCUAAAAGGCAAGGCAAGGGAAACGAGGUUGAGUUUACAUUAUGGAAUACGAAGGAAAGCAAUGUAACUGACAAAAUGAUCAAGAGGUACUCCGAUUUGGCAGAGACGGAGUCACAGGCUCGGACUUCAUAA